AUGGCGACUUUUGAUAAUGUGUGCUUGUGUAUUUCACUUCUUGCAGCAGGGUGGCUUGCACAUCUCUUCCCAAUCUCCACCGCACAUGAUCGGCCAGUUCACCUCAUCGUCCUUGGUCUCUUCGCAUGUUCCUUCGCCUUAGUGAGCGCAACCAAGGCCCUCCCGCACCUAUUUCAGCCACAAGAGCCACAGAAGGCCGAUUAUGAAGCAGUCCCACUGGAAGAUCUAGGCCAUGCUCUUGAAAGAUUAGAACCCACAAAGAGCAACACCAGACAAGAUGGCAAGGUUCGAAUCUCAGUGUUGGGUGCAGCGGUAGUCGCGCUGUCAUUGCGCAUUGAGCUAUAUCGCCGAAUAGCGAAAGCGACAGAAUGCACUAUCGACAAUGUGGAGGUUUUCCUACCCUUUCUUCUAGCUGGCUAUGAUGCGGCUAGAUCACAGCGACCACUGGUACUAGAUGAAGAGGAUCACCCCGAGAGCAGCAUCUAUGAUGGCAUAGCUAUGGCCCUCCGCCGCUUUGUCCUCAGGCCUCGCACUCGGUAUUUGUUCCCGAUGUUUCUGGUGUCGUAUGGGGCCUUCCUUGCACAAGGGCUGUGGAGCUCUUCGAAUUCGACCUAUAUUUGUCCGAUUGUGACUAGCGAGCAUAGGGUUGUUCCAGCGAUGCAAAUCGUUGCUCUAUUACUCGACCUCUGCCUUGCGAUCCUGGCCUACGAAAGUUCUCCCAAGAGCAAUGGUCGUGGCCUUCCAGGACGGAGAUAUGCAGUGCUUUGGAGCUCUACCCUGAUUGCGACAGCCGUAAUCUGGUCGAUCGUGGCUGCGAUCGUGUAUGUAUUCAAGCCAGAAUACAGAAACUGGCUUCUCCUGCUUCGCCCGCCCGUUGAGUUUGGUACAUUUCUGACUAUGUUCGGGCAUAUCUUGCUCUUCUGUCUUUUCUGCAUCACGACUUUGCAUUGUAUCAUGAUUUAUGGCGCCUUGGACAUGUCGCUCUAUUUGACGGCUCUAAUGACAAUGAUACCAGGAUUCGAGUUUAUUUGGACUCAUCAAAAUCCCUUUCCUCCAGCCCCGCUGUCUGCAAGUACCCUUUCCUUUUUCCUCGUCUUUGGGGGUUGGUUGGCGUAUCGACGCGGCCAGCAAUUUGUGGGCGAAAGGACGCCACUUUCUGCCUUUCGACAGACGUUAAUGUUCCUCCUUUUAUGCAUCUUGGUCUUCCCAGCUUUGUGGAAGAGUAGCUAUGUGCACUAUCAUCCGAUAGAUAUGCUGAUCUACGACGCUAAAAUCCACCACGAUGACUACUUGCAAUCUGUGGGAAGCACCUCUUCACUUGCUGAUACCGUCGCUCGGUACAAGCAGAGGUACAACCGCAACCCUCCACCUGGAUUUGACGUAUGGUUUGAAUAUGCCAAGAACAAGUCUGUUCUCAUCGUGGAUGACUUUGACCAGAUCUACGAAGAUCUGUUGCCAUUUCGCACCAUCCCAGCAGCCUCGCUGCGGAAACAAACCUGGGAGAUGGUUUCCAACCCCUGGAACGAGAUAUCUGGCAUCACAAUCCGCAAUGGUAACGCGGCUGUCCAAGACAACGUUAUACCCACGCAUCGAUGGAUGCUUGAAGGUGUUGCUAUCCUCAUCAAUAGCUUUGCUCGCUACCUGCCUGAUAUGGAUCUCGCCUUCAACAUCAACGACGAGUCGAGAGUUGCCGUGCCGUACAAUGAUAUCACUCGCCUCAGAGACAAGGCUCGGGCUGAAGACAAAAGCGGCGGAGAAGGCUUCUCUCGCGAUCGUACAUCUGGCUGGUUGCCGAUCCCGGAAAAUGUACUCACCGACACCAUUUUUGAAGACAUGUCCUUCCGUAAUACCUUCCGCGCGUUCGGUUCCGUGGGGUGUCCUCCGUCAUCCUCUGCUCGAAAGUAUCAACACAUCUAUUCCCAAGCUCAUGUCUGUGGACCUUGUGUCGCCAAGCAUUCGCUGGGACAGUUCGUCAGCAACUGGUCAGACGCAGCUGAUAUAUGCCACCAACCCGACAUGGCGUAUUUGCAUGGCUUCUACCUUUCUCCGGCCGCGUUCAAGGCAAGCCAUCAACUCAUGCCAGUAUUUUCGCAGUCAAAGCCCCGCGGGUACAACGACAUUCUAUAUCCCAGCGCCUGGAAUUACAUGGACAAGGUGCGUUACGAACCUUCCGACUCAAAAGGUGUUCCAGAAGAGGAGGGCUAUAUCCCGGGAAAUCCAGAUCCGCCAUUUGACCAAAAGGAGAAUGUUCUGUUUUGGCGAGGCGCCACCUCUGAAGGCGUGUCGAGUGGUGACCACUCUUGGCGAGGUAUGACGAGACAGAGGCUUGUGCAUAUGGCCAACAACCUCACAAUGUCCUCGCAUGACCGAUUUGCCGUCCUAUUGCCCAACCCGACCAAUUAUGAAAAGUACAAAUACCAGCUUCUUGACGGACCUGCGGCAAAAGAGCUGGGAUUGAAGACCGAUAUUGCCAUCGUCGAUCGUAUUGCGCGUUGCGGUGGAGUUGGACUACACGACUGUACUGAUCAGGAGGCCGAGUUUGGGCUGGUCGGCCCAAGUGAUUUUCAGGCGCACUGGCGGUAUAAGUUCCUUUUCGACCUGGACGGCGCCGGGUUCUCUGGGCGAUUCCUACCUUUUCUGCAAUCCAGAAGUCUGCCAUUCAAGACGGCGCUGUUCAGAGAGUGGUAUGACAGUCGGUUGACAGCAUGGUUACAUUUUGUGCCCCAGGAUAUCAGACUACACGGGGUUUGGAGCACGUUGGCAUACUUUGCAGGCGUCAAUGGGACCAUGUUUGGUCAGCGAAUUAGGUGGAAAGGCCACGAUAAAGAGGCGGAGUUGAUCGCAGAAGAGGGCAGGAAAUGGGCAUCAAAGGUGCUCAGAAAGGAAGAUAUGGAGGUCUAUUUCUUCAGACUCUUGCUUGAAUGGGGACGCUUGACUGAUGACAAGAGGGAUGAACUUGGGUUUGUGCUUGAGUGA
Molecule: messenger RNA, 2976 nt
Organism: Exophiala spinifera
Lineage: Eukaryota; Fungi; Ascomycota; Eurotiomycetes; Chaetothyriales; Herpotrichiellaceae
Exons: 4
Coding region: 1-2976 (991 amino acids)
Source: RefSeq, a predicted model, not a curated record